Sclerotinia sclerotiorum 1980 UF-70 is the source of this 1665-nucleotide messenger RNA. RefSeq lists its product as hypothetical. The record is from RefSeq and is a predicted model, not a curated record. NCBI's taxonomy places the organism in Eukaryota, Fungi, Ascomycota, Leotiomycetes, Helotiales, Sclerotiniaceae. The coding region runs from base 1 to 1665 and encodes 554 amino acids. The transcript has 2 exons.
AUGUUCUCCAAAAUCUUUUCCCUCACCACUUUGGUGGCCGCUGCCUCUGCCUACACGGUUUUGACUCCAACCCUCAACUCUACCGUCCCAAAGGGUCAAGCCACUAGUGUUACUUGGUCUUCCGUCGACACAGAUGCAUCUACAUUCUCCAUCUACCUCGUCAACUUCAAAGAUUGGCCACCUACCGUCAUAUCCCUCGCUCAGAAUGUUCCACAAUCCGAGUCGAGCGUCGAUGUUACCAUUCCCUGUGAUGUAAGCAGUGAUUACGGAUGGCAAAUCAAUUUCAUCAACGGAACCAACACCUACGUGAUCUACGCUCAAUCUAACAAAUUCUCUCUCUCGGGAUCAUGCGUUGAUCCAACCACCUCUUCCUACGUCUCCGUCACCACAACCACUGCCUAUGCAACCAAAAACUCAACCGUUACUGCUUACAAUAACUUUACCGCGACUGCUUACCCUGCCACUGCCACCACAACCGCCAUUUCCAAAGUUAUCGAAACUGUAACUUUCACAAGCCCAAUGGUUUGGUUCGUUCAACCUACUUCUACUGGCGCUAUGUGUGCACCACAAAAGACGAAUACUGUUACAUACUACGCUAAUGGUCCAACUCCAACUGUUACUGUCUACGCUAGUCAACCAACCUCAACCUCAACCGUUACUGUCUACGCUAGUGGAUCUGUUCCAGGUUCUUCAUCUGGUUCUGGUUCUGGUUCUUCAACUCCGGGUUCUUCGUCUGGUUCAGGUUCUAGUUUAUCAACUCCAGGCUCUUCGUCUGGUUCAUCUACUCCAGGCUCUUCAUCUGGCUCAUCAACCCCAGGCUCUUCGUCUGGUUCGGGUUCUAGCUCGUCGACCCCAGGUUCCUCAUCUGGCUCAUCAACCCCAGGCUCUUCGUCUGGUUCGGGCUCUAGCUCGUCGACCCCAGGUUCUUCAUCUGGUUCAUCAACCCCAGGCUCUUCUUCUGGUUCGGGCUCUAGCUCGUCGACCCCAGGUUCUUCAUCUGGUUCAUCUACUCCAGGUUCUUCAUCUGGCUCAUCAACCCCAGGUUCUUCAUCUGGCUCAUCAACCCCAGGUUCUUCAUCUGGCUCAUCGACUCCAGGUUCUAGUUCGUCAACUCCAGGUUCUAGUUCGUCAACUCCAGGUUCUAGUUCGUCAACUCCAGGUUCUAGUUCGUCAACUCCAGGUUCUAGUUCGUCAACCCCAGGCUCUUCGUCUGGUUCGGGUUCUAGCUCCUCGACUCCAGGUUCCUCAUCUGGCUCUGGUUCAUCUACUCCAAAUUCCUCAUCUGGUUCAUCAACCCCAGGCUCUUCAUCUGGUUCAUCUACUCCAGGCUCUUCAUCCAGCUCCGGUUCUUCUUCAUCUGUCCCAGGUACUUCCUCUGGUUCAGGUUCUAGCUCAUCUGUUCCAGGUACUUCAUCUGGUUCAGGCUCAAGCUCGUCCGUCCCCGGUUCUUCAUCCGGCUCAGGUACCCCUUCAACAGGAACUUACAGCGGUAACUCUACCAACCCUGCCUCACCAUCCGGUACCGGUGCAACCUCAACAAGUACAUCUACCCUCCCUGUCUUCACUGGUGCUGCCACCUCAGUUCAAGCAGGCAAUAUGCUCGUACUUAUUGCUGGUGCCGCUGCAUUCUUGUUCAAAAAACCUACACUACCUACCAUUCCAUGA